AUGGAAGAUGGUUUUAAAAUGAUGAGCAGUACGUUUGGUGGGUAUGAAACAAGGCUCAAGGCUAUGGAAUCAUUUGUAAACACAUUUCAGGGAUUGAAUGAUAGUGGUGAUUUUGGUGUUGAUGAUUAUAGCCCUCCAUCUAGGUUUUGGACUAAGGGUGAUUGCUUUGGUGGUGGACAGAAGGAUCUGAAGGAGCCAGAGAGUGGAGUGGAGAAGGAGACACAUGUCGAAGCUGAGAAGGAGCCAGAGAGUGGAGUGGAGAAGGAGACACAGGCCGAAGGUGAGAAGGAGCCAGAGAGUGGAGUGGAGAAGGAGACACAUGCCGAAGGUGAGAAGGAGCCAGAGAGUGGAGUGGAGAAGGUGACACAGGCCGAAGCUGAAGAGGAGCCAAAGGAAGCCGAGAAGGAGGCAGAGGCAGAAGGUGAGAAGGAGCCGGAGGCACAAGCUGAGAAGGGGGAGAGGAGUGAAGUGGAGAAGGAGGCAAAGGCAGAAGCUGAAGAAGAGGAGGAGGCAGAGACAGAAGAAGAGAAUGAAGUUGUUGGUGAGAAGAGGAUUAAGAAGCCAGCACCAGCACUAAGGACUCCCUACAUGGUCCCAAACCCAGCAGAGAGGACCAAGAAGAAUUGA
Arabis nemorensis is the source of this 627-nucleotide messenger RNA. The record is from the annotation of a GenBank genome assembly. Lineage: Eukaryota; Viridiplantae; Streptophyta; Magnoliopsida; Brassicales; Brassicaceae.